Messenger RNA from Gavialis gangeticus (Gharial), 3315 nucleotides. It is a transcript of the gene MPPED1, whose product is annotated as metallophosphoesterase domain containing 1. The transcript has 7 exons. Lineage: Eukaryota; Metazoa; Chordata; Crocodylia; Gavialidae. Gene Ontology annotation, molecular function: hydrolase activity. Bases 1517 to 2425 code for a protein of 302 amino acids. The record is from RefSeq and is a predicted model, not a curated record.
UCUGCUGCCACCAGUGGGUGAGGAGGCAGGGUAGAGGGUAAGAAGCUGGAAGUUGUGGGUGCAACAUGGUUUGAUGUUCCUCUACCCUCCUUUGCCAAAUCUGAAUCCAUCCCUGAACUUGGCUAACUAUCUUUCUCUGUACAUACUCUGUGCUUAUGGUGCCACUGACUUCUUUUUUUCUCUCUCUACAUUGUCUUACUCUUAUUGGUAUGAGAGUUGCAACUGUUCCUCUCAAAUUCUCUAGCCGUCCUGCAUUUCUCUAGUUUAUUGAACACAUCUCUUCUUCACAGUUCUUUCUCUACUUAUUUUAAAAUUGUAAUAACUGUCAUCUUAAAUACUAGAUAGGGUGAUUGAGGCAUUGUGGUUUUGGAGCUAGGGUCUUUUUCAGUAAUGCUAGGGAAGUUAUGAGGGCCUCAAUAUUGGGUAUGGUUGUAGACAUACAAGGAGUAGUUGGAAGGUGAUAAGAGUGCAGCAAACAAUGAAAAAAAAAGGUAGAGCGAUGAUGACAAGGAAAAGACAGGGAUUGGAGAGAGAAUAAAAAUGAAACCAGGAUCUGAGUGGGAAUGUGGAAAGGAAAUUAAUGUGAAAUUAGGUUUAUAAUAGAACAAGAGAGAGAUGGAUGCAGGAGAAGUUACACAAAGAGUGUAGUGGUGUAGUGGGAUUAUUAUGUAUGCUGUCUCUACAAGAGAGUAUAGGGGUAAAGUUAAGGACUUCUUUGGCUGAAGAAAACUUCAUAUAGUACAGGUCCUCAUUCAACAAACAACUUGAAACCCAUGUCUAAGUGCAAGCGUCUGAGUAGCUCCAUUAUUGAAUAUUCUCACUGUAGAGGUGGUGGAAUGCCCAUGCCUUGUGGCUUGAUCCACUGAAGUGGAAAAAUCAUCACUGAAUACAGUGAGCUUUGUAUCAGGUUCUGGAGGGGACAGAUAAAUCAGACUAGAUAGAGCACAAGCUAAAUAACGUGCAGAGAACAUUCAUAUGCUGGUAUAAAGAUGGAUUAGCUGGGUUUUUUUCUCUAACAUUUAUGAUUCUAACAUUCAGCUUUGUGAUUUUUAUUUUAGUAUUCAUGUUCCUGCAGCCUUUUUUUACAUUUCUCAGUAUUUCACUGGCAGACAUCCCACAGCUCCAUAAGUCUGGGGGAAGCGGGUGGUUAGCAUGUUGCUGUGGGGAUUUGAGUCUUAAUGUUCUAUGCUGGUAAUGCUAGGAAUAUUUUUAAAAAACUUAUAUGAUACAAUGGUAGAUAAUUAUUUUCCCCAUUGUAUAUCACACCCUAAUUUUGGGAAGGGAGAGAUUUCAAAUCAUUUAAAAAAAGUUCUGGACUUUUAGAAAGGAAAAUAGAAAGAAGGGAGUGACUGGCAUCAGUCUGGAUAGCAGUCAGGCUGGAAGAAGAUUGCUAUUUCUGUCGGUCAUCAAAGAUGUUAGCAGUCAGCCAGCUAUUUCUUAGGAAGAGAAACAGAGAGAGAAAAGGAAGAUAGCAGAUAUGAUUCUCUGAAAAAGAGCAGUGCUACACAGUGCAAGCAUGGCUUUCGCCCAGUCGCACAUUAUGGCAGCUAGAAGGCAUCAGCACAGUCGACUCAUAAUAGAAGUGGAUGAGUACAGCUCAAACCCCACACAGGCUUUCACGUUCUACAACAUUAACCAGGGACGUUUUCAGCCCCCACAUGUGCAAAUGGUGGAUCCUGUACCCCAUGAUGCUCCCAAGCCUCCAGGAUAUACCCGGUUUGUCUGUAUUUCUGAUACUCACUCAAGAACUGAUCCAAUACAAAUGCCAUAUGGAGAUGUUUUAAUACAUGCUGGUGAUUUUACUGAGCUGGGACUUCCUAGUGAAGUUAAAAAAUUCAAUGAGUGGUUAGGUAGCCUUCCAUAUGAAUACAAGAUUGUAAUAGCAGGAAAUCAUGAACUGACCUUUGACCAAGAGUUCAUGGCAGACUUAAUCAAGCAGGACUUUUACUACUUCCCAUCUGUAUCUAAGCUGAAGCCAGAGAGCUAUGAAAAUGUACAGUCUCUUCUAACAAAUUGCAUCUAUCUUCAGGACUCUGAAGUGACAGUGAGGGGAUUCAGAAUAUAUGGCUCCCCUUGGCAACCUUGGUUUUAUGGCUGGGGCUUUAAUCUUCCACGAGGCCAAGCACUAUUAGAGAAAUGGAACCUUAUUCCAGAUGGAAUAGAUAUUCUUAUAACACAUGGACCACCUCUUGGUUUUCUAGAUUGGGUUCCUAAGAAGAUGCAAAGAGUAGGAUGUGUUGAGCUGCUGAACACAGUCCAGAGACGAAUACAGCCCAGGCUUCAUGUUUUUGGACAUAUCCAUGAAGGUUAUGGAGUAAUGGCUGACGGAACUACUACCUAUGUGAAUGCAUCAGUGUGCACUGUGAAUUACCAGCCACUCAAUCCACCUAUAGUUAUUGACUUACCUACCCCAAGGAACACAUGAUUAGUAUAGGGAUUUAAUGCUGUAUAAACACACUGGCAACUUUAUAAUGGUGACUAAGAAGCCCAGUAAGUAACUGUUCAGAAAAGAAGCACAAACUCUUCAAUUUUUCUUUUAGUUCUUCUUGGAGAAAUCUGUGACAAAGAUGAAUGGAAAACAAAGACAUUUUGGUACCAUUAUCUGCCAAAAGCAGAUCAAAGACUACCAUUUCAUCAUUAAAAUAUUUGUGAACACACAGAAGUGAAUGCAUUCCAUGUAUGUAUCAAGUAGGAGUUUCUGUAUAUACCAUACAUUAUAUUGAACUUAUUAUUAAAAGAACAAUGUCUUUUCAAAGAAAUGUUUCUUUUAAAAUGUUUACAGUUUAAACAUGAAUGUUUAGACUAGGAUUUCAUCAUUGAAAAUAUUUCCCAGUGAGCACUUGGUAAAAGGAAGCACAGUGAUAUUUCUGCUGAAUUAAUAUGGCACAUAUAAUAGUACCAUAUUUAGCCUGUUAAUUGAAGCAAGGUAUUAUUCCAAAUCCUUCAAGUCUAUCUUUUCAUCCUUUUCAAGCCAGUACAGUACAAGCUUCUUCUUCACUGUACUGUAAUGCAGUCUAAUUAAAUCUAACAUUAUAGAUGGAAAGAGAAAUGGAGUGUAGCACCAAGGUGCUCUGAACAGCUUGAACAUUCUAGAAAGGAGAUCAGGCUAAAUGCAGAACAAGUAUAGGAACUGGUAUCUUGGCCCUACCUGUGAAAAGUGGUUAUGUUCAUAUUUAAAAGUUGCUUAUAUCUUAAUCAUAGAAUCCUAGAAAAUUAGGGUUGGAAGGGCCCUCAGGAGAUCCUACCUUAAUGUGGGUAGGACUAGAUGGAUGGGUUGAAAUUAAUAUGGCAGGUUGUGUGUGACGGCAUGUAAAA